Eruca vesicaria subsp. sativa (arugula) is the source of this 1865-nucleotide messenger RNA. The record is from the annotation of a GenBank genome assembly. NCBI's taxonomy places the organism in Eukaryota, Viridiplantae, Streptophyta, Magnoliopsida, Brassicales, Brassicaceae.
AAAAAAACACGUACAAAUGGAUACCCGUGGAAGAUUACAGAGGAAAGUCCCGAGUCAAAACGAGGACGUGACUGCUCCUCCUCGCAGAGGUUCGGACGCGUUUCCUCUCCCGUUACGCCUAACCAACUUUUUUUUCCUCUUCCUCUUCGCUGGCACCGCCUACUACCUUCUCAUCCGGUGGGGCGAUAAAAACACUACAUCGACGCCUCUCCACGUGGUUAACCUAUCCGAGAUCCUCUCACUCAUCGGAGUCAUCGCAUCGUGCAUCUACCUCCUCGGUUUUCUCGGCGUCGACUUCGUUCAAUCCGUCUUCCUCCGAUCUUCCUCCUCCGACGAUGUUUGGGACAUCAACGAGAUCGAUGAUCACCUAGAUUCUUCCAUCGAUCUUACUUCCGAGGAAGAUGAAGAGAUCGUCAAGUCGGUGAUCGACGGGUCCAUCUCGUCUUACUCACUCGAGACGAGACUCGGAGACUGCAAGCGAGCCGCGGCGGUUAGACGAGAAGCGGUACAGAGGAUAACCGGUAAAUCCUUAACCGGACUUCCGUUGGAAGGUUUCGAUUACAAUUCCAUCUUGGGACAGUGCUGCGAGAUGCCGGUUGGGUAUGUUCAAAUUCCGGUUGGGAUCGCCGGACCUUUGUUGCUCGACGGGAGAGAGUACUCGCUGCCAAUGGCCACUACAGAAGGUUGUUUGGUUGCUAGCACCAAUAGAGGCUGCAAAGCUAUUCACUUAUCUGGUGGCGCUUUCAGUGUUCUCAUCAAGGAUGCAAUGACUAGAGCUCCAGUACUCAAGUUCCCUUCUGUCAGAAGAGCUUCUCUUGCCAUGUUCUAUCUUCAGAAUCCUGCUAGUUUCAAGAGAUUGUCUCUUAUUUUCAACAAGUCGAGUAGAUUUGCUCGGCUUCAGAGUAUCACAUGCUCUAUUUCUGGAAGGAAUCUCUAUCCCAGGUUUGCUUGUGGCACUGGUGAUGCUAUGGGGAUGAACAUGGUCUCCAAAGGUGUUCAGAAUGUCUUGGAGUUCGUGAAGACUGAGUUCCCUGACAUGGUUGUUAUUGGCAUCUCAGGGAAUUGCUGUUCGGACAAGAAAGCUUCGGCUAUAAACUGGAUACAAGGACGUGGGAAGCAUGUUGUGUGUGAAGCCCUUAUUAAAGGUGAGGUUGUCAGGAAUGUGUUGAAGACUAGCGUAGAGGAUCUUGUAGAGCUUCACGUGCUCAAGAACCUUACUGGUUCAGCCAUGGCUGGUUCUCUUGGUGGAUUCAAUGCUCAUGCAAGCAACAUAGUCAGCGCUGUCUUCAUCGCCACUGGCCAAGACCCUGCUCAAAACGUGGAGAGCUCACACUGCAUCACCCAGUUUGAAGCUGAGGGAGACGACCUUCAUAUCUCCGUCUCUAUGCCUUGCAUUGAGGUUGGUACUGUUGGAGGUGGGACACAGCUUGCAUCACAGUCAGCUUGUUUGAACCUGCUCGGUGUAAAAGGAUCAAGCGACGAGGAGGAAGCUGGCUCGAACGCAAGGCAACUGGCGAGAAUUGUGGCUGGUUCGGUUCUUGCGGGAGAGCUGUCACUAAUGUCUGCUAUUUCUUCUGGACAGCUUGUGAAGAGUCACAUGAAGUACAACAGAUCCAACAGAGACAUUGGCCCUUCGUCUCAAGUGAAAAGAUGAUGUCGGAGCAGGAAACAGAUAAUAAAAGAAAUUAGUGAAAAAAAAAUUUGAUGUAAUAACCUUCAUUUGUUUGUUCUGCAUUGAUUGAUCCCGUUUCUAGCUAUGUAUGUACUCCAAACUACCUUGAUUUUAUUAUGUAAAGACAAUUCAGUACUUUCAUGGUUCUUAGAUCAGAAGUCUUUGAUAAACUGACCGUUGGAUUAUCUUAAGC